AUGCGUAUUCAUCAUCACCACUUGUGGGUGAUCGUCAUCUUCCUCACAGAGCUACUAUGCUUCUGGGCCUCGGAAUCUCAGACCCUCACGUGCAACCCACGUGACCUCGAGGCCCUGCGUGACUUCAUAGCCAACCUCGACCCGAAACCAGACGACUGGGUCAACGACGGCGCCGCAGAUUGCUGCAAUUGGACCGGAAUCACCUGCAACUCCUCCUCCACCGAUCCAGACAGAACCAGGAGAGUCACUAAACUCGAGCUCGCGAAAUCAAAGCUGUCGGGAACACUCUCUGAUUCUCUAGGUAAGCUGGAUCAGAUACAAAUUCUCAAUCUCUCUCGUAACUUCAUCAGAGACUCGAUCCCUCUCUCGAUUUUCGCAUUGGCGAAUCUACAAACCCUUGAUUUGGGCUUCAACGAUCUCUCCGGCGAAAUCCCAAACAGCAUAAACCUUCCUUCGCUGCAAAGUCUCGAUCUUUCAUCCAACAAGCUCAACGGCUCGCUUCCGUCUCACAUCUGCCACAACUCGACUCAAAUCAAACUCGUGAAACUCGCGGUGAACUUCUUCGCCGGAGAUUUCCCUUCCGGGUUCGGGAAAUGCGUUUCCCUCGAGCAUCUCUGUCUGGGCAUGAACAAUCUCACCGGCAACAUCCCUGCGGAUUUGUUCCAUCUCAAAAGUCUGAACCUUUUAGGGAUCCAAGAGAAUCGUCUCUCUGGGCCGUUGAGCCCUUCGAUUCGCAACCUCACCAGCCUCGUCCGUCUCGAUGUUUCCUGGAACCGAUUCUUCGGCGAAAUCCCCGACGUGUUCGACGGUUUGCCUCGGCUUAACUUUCUCUUAGCUCAGACCAACAGAUUCACCGGAGGAAUCCCUAAAUCGCUCGCGAAUUCGCCUACCUUGAAUCUGCUCAACCUGAGGAACAAUUCGUUAACCGGUCCUCUGCAAUUGAAUUGCACGGCGAUGAUCGGUUUAAACUCUCUCGAUUUGGGAACUAACAAAUUCAACGGCUCGUUACCGGAGAAUCUCCCGGUUUGCAAGCGGUUAAAGAACGUUAACCUCGCGCGAAACGCCUUCCGCGGACAAGUCCCAGAGAGCUUCAAGAACUUCCAGAGCCUCUCUUACUUCUCCUUAUCCAAUUCGAGCUUGGUUAACAUCUCCUCCGCUCUCAGGAUCCUCCAGAAUUGCAGGAACUUGACGACUCUCGUUCUCACGUUGAAUUUCCACGGAGAGGCUUUACCUGAUGAUGAGAGUCCUCUUCGUUUCGAGAAGCUUAAGGUCCUCGUCGUUGCCAAUUGCAGGCUUACCGGUUCGUUACCGAGAUGGUUAAGAUCGAGCGAUGAGCUUCAAUUGCUGGAUCUUUCUUGGAACCGGUUAACCGGAGCUAUACCGAGCUGGAUCGGUGGAUUCAAGGAUCUGUUCUACUUGGAUUUGUCUAACAACUCUUUCACCGGAGAAAUCCCGAAGAGCUUGACGCAGUUGCAGAGCCUCACUACCCGGAACAUCUCGUUCGACGAACCGUCGCCGGAUUUUCCGUUCUUCAUGAAGAGGAACGAGAGCGCGAGAGCUCUGCAGUACAAUCAGAUAUUCGGUUUCCCGCCGACGAUCGAGCUCGGCCACAACAACCUCUCUGGACCUAUUUGGGAGGAGUUUGGUAAUCUGAAGAAGCUUCAUGUGUUUGAUCUGAAAUGGAACGAGUUAUCCGGUUCGAUCCCGAGCUCGCUUUCCGGUAUGACGAGCUUGGAGGUUCUUGAUCUCUCCAAUAACCGUCUCUCCGGUUCGAUCCCGGUUUCUCUCCAGAAGCUAACGUUUCUGUCGAAAUUCAGCGUUGCGAGCAACAGUCUCACCGGGAGAAUCCCUUCCGGCGGUCAGUUUCAGACGUUUCCGAACUCGAGCUUCGAAAGUAACGACCUUUGCGGCGAACAUAGGUUCCCCUGUUCCGGAGAAGCGUUGGAUCGUAGCUACGAACAAGGAACAAAACGGUCGAGAAGAAGCAGAGGAGGCGAGAUUGGGAUGGCGAUUGGGAUCGCGUUCGGCUCUGUUUUCCUCCUGACGCUUCUCGCGGUGAUCGUGCUGCGAGCUCGAAGACGGUCAGGGGAAGUUGAUCCGGAGAUUGAAGAAGAGAGCAUGAACCGGAAAGAGCUCGAGGAGAUUGGGUCGAAGCUUGUGGUUCUGUUUCAGAACAAUGAUAAAGAUCUCUCCUUUGACGAUCUUAUGGACUCGACGAACAAUUUCGACCAAGCCAACAUCAUCGGCUGCGGCGGGUUCGGCCUGGUUUACAAGGCGAUGUUACCGGACGGGAGGAAAGUCGCGAUCAAGCGGUUAUCCGGCGACUGCGGUCAGAUCGAGAGAGAGUUCAAAGCUGAGGUCGAGACGCUAUCGAGAGCGCAGCAUCCGAAUCUUGUUCUGCUUCAAGGGUUCUGUUUCUACAGAACGGACCGGCUUUUGAUCUAUUCGUAUAUGGAGAACGGAAGCUUAGACUACUGGCUACACGAGCGUAACGACGGACCGGCUUUACUGGAUUGGAAGACUCGGCUUAAGAUCGCUAGAGGCGCAGCGAGAGGGUUGCUUUACUUGCAUCAAGCUUGUGAUCCACAUAUCUUGCAUAGAGAUAUUAAGUCGAGUAAUAUACUUCUUGAUGAGAAUUUUGAUUCGCAUUUGGCGGAUUUCGGGCUCGCGAGGCUGUUGAGUCCUUACGAGACCCAUGUGAGCACUGAUUUGGUUGGGACUUUGGGUUACAUUCCUCCGGAGUAUGGUCAGGCUUCGGUUGCUACUUUCAAAGGAGAUGUGUAUAGCUUUGGCGUUGUGCUUUUGGAGCUUUUGACGGAUAAGAGGCCUGUGGAUAUGUGUAAGCCAAAGGGAGGUAGGGAUUUGAUCUCGUGGGUGGUGAGGAUGAAGGGUGAGAAUCGUGCGAGUGAGGUUUUUGAUCCGUUGAUUCAUGGGAAAGAGAAUGAGAAAGAGAUGCUUAGGGUUCUUGAGGUUGCUUGUUUGUGUUUGAGUGAGAAUCCGAAACAGAGACCAAUGACUCAACAGUUAGUCUCUUGGCUUGAUGAUGUCUAG
This is a messenger RNA of Microthlaspi erraticum, 3051 nucleotides long. The record is from the annotation of a GenBank genome assembly. NCBI's taxonomy places the organism in Eukaryota, Viridiplantae, Streptophyta, Magnoliopsida, Brassicales, Brassicaceae.